Molecule: messenger RNA, 3837 nt
Organism: Gastrolobium bilobum
Lineage: Eukaryota; Viridiplantae; Streptophyta; Magnoliopsida; Fabales; Fabaceae
Exons: 7
Coding region: 1-3837 (1278 amino acids)
Source: RefSeq, a predicted model, not a curated record
AUGGAGAUAAACAGCUACACUGCAGAGAAGAGAGCUAACGAAAAUGAAACUCUGCUUCUGCUUUCUUCUAGUGACAAUUUUUGGUGGUAUGUUCUUUUUUCCUCUUCUCUCUUCUAUCCUUCUUGCGCCACAAUCUUCGGUGGCUUCUCUUCCAUUGGUGUUGUCAUUUCCACCUUGGUCUUCUGCUCAUUGUAUAAGAUACCUUUGGAGUUUGAUAAACUGCCGUUGAAAUCAUUUCUUGCUAGCAUUGUUGUCGUUGCCAAUGCUUAUUUAGUGGCUCUGCUUUUAAUAAAUGGUGUUUUGGAUUAUGAUGAGUUUGAAUUUGAUGUGUUCGGGUUGCAAAUAGCUUGUAACAGCUUCAUUUUGCGUGAUUUUGCUUUGCUUGUUAUGUGCUUGGUAAUGGUAGAGAAGCUGCACAUUGUGUUCCUUGUUAUGUGCUUUGCUUUCUCUCUGAAAGUUGAAGUCAUAGAAAUGGACAAAUCUUGGAUUAAUAUGCCACGAAAUUCAGUUGAAUAUCUAUGUGGGUUAGAUAAGUUCUUAGAUUUUGCAUUUGAGAAACGGUCUAUCAAUGGUGCAAUAAAGUGUCCAUGUCCUAAAUGCCGCUUUAAUAAAUGGGAAACAAGGGAUAUAGUGCGUGACCACUUGAUUUGCAAGCAAUUCCCAAAAAAUUAUAAGGUUUGGAUAUGGCAUGGUGAAACAUAUGAAACGGAGACAUCAAACAACACUCAAGUAGUACAAGAGCCAUUGAAAAAUGAAAAUCCAGUAUUUGACAUGAUAAAUGAUGCAUUUGGUGUCAAUGUACAACAUGCAUCAGAACAUACCACUUCACCUGAAUCAUUGGGGUCCACACAUACCAUGCCUAAUGAAGAGCGAAGAGAUGUUGCUGAUUUGAUUAAAGACGGUAACCAAGAAUUGUACGAAGGGUGUCAAAAAUAUUCGAAGUUGUCUUUUUUGUUGAGAUUGUAUCACAUAAAGUGCUUGUGUGGCAUAACUGACAAGGCAAUGACAUUGAUACUUGAAUUGCUAAGAGACGCAUUCGAAUAUGCAAAAAUUCCGAAUUCAUUCUAUGAGGCAAAAAAGGUCAUCUACAAACUUGGUCUUAAUUAUACCAAGAUAGAUGCUUGUCCGAAAAAUUGCAUGUUGUAUUGGGGAGAAAACGAAAGUCUGGAGACAUGCGAACAUUGUCAAACUUCUAGAUGGAAGCCAAAAGAUAAAGGAAAAGGAGAUAACCCAACUAUUUGUAGAAAAAAGCGACCCGCCAAGGUUUUGCGUUACUUUCCUUUGAAACCAAGGUUGAAAAGGUUAUUCAUGUGUUCUAAAACAGCAAAAUCCAUGAGAUGGCAUGCUUUGGCAAAUAACCCAGAUGGAUUAUUGAGGCAUCCAAGAGAUGCAGAAGCGUGGAAGAGUUUUGAUCAGCUUCACCCUGAAUUUGCUUCUGAAUCUCGAAAUGUUCGCCUUGGCCUAGCAACUGAUGGUUUCAAUCCUUAUGGAACCAUGAGUAAUAACUACAGCGUAUGGCCAGUGAUCCUAAUUCCAUACAAUCGCCCUCCUUGGGAGUGCAUGAAGCAAACUUCCCUAAUUCUUUCUAUGAUCAUUCCCGGUAAACGAAUGCCUGGGAAUAAUAUAGAUGUCUUCCUACAACCUUUAAUCAAGGAGUUGAAUGAGCUAUGGAGUGAGGGCAUGGAAACCUAUGAUUCUUCUAUGAAUGAAUUGUUUAGAAUGCGAGCAGCUCUUAUAUGGACAAUUAGUGACUUCCCUGGGCUCGGUUCUUUAUCUGGGUGGAACAUUUAUACUGGUUAUGCUUGCCCAACUUGUAAUUUUGACACAACCCCUUGUCGACUGAAAUAUAGCAAAAAAUGGUGUUUUAUGGGUCAUCGACGAUUUUUAGAGAAGGGUCAUACAUUUAGAUUGAUGAAGAAGCACUUUGAUGACACAAUUGAAGAAAGGGAUCCACCAAAAUUAUUAUCUGGGUUUGAGAUUCUAAAACAACUUAAUGGUGUCAAUAUAACCUUUGGAAGAAACCUUGACUCAAAUAGUAAAAGGAAACGAGAUCGUGUAGAAGAUAGAUCAAAACAAUGGAGAAAGAAAAGCAUAUUCUUUGAUCUUCCUUAUUGGAAGGAUAAUCUUUUACGCCAUAAUCUAGAUGUUAUGCAUAUUGAGAAGAAUGUGUGUGACAAUGUGUUAUAUACAUUGAUAAAAGAUGAUAAAUCAAAAGAUCAUCAUGAAGCUCGCAAAGAUCUAAAGCAUAUGGGCAUAAAACAAGAUCUUUGGCCACUUGAAAACGGAAAAUUUCUUCCCUUAUUGUUUACAAUGACAGGAGAACAAAGAAAGAUAUUUCUCACUACAUUGAAGAACACAAAGAUGCCAGAUGGUUACUCAAGUAACAUAUCUCGUUGCAUUGAUGACAAAAACUCUAAGAUAUCUGGCUUGAAGAGUCAUGAUUGUCAUAUCAUCUUGCAACAUUUGCUUCCAAUAGCUAUACGUAAUGUUUUGCCUGAUGCAGUGACUACAGUGUUGGUAGAGUUAUCAGCUUUUUUCAAAGAAUUAUGUUUUAAAAGAUUGAAUAUCUCAGACCUUGAUAAGUUGCAACAUAGAAUUGUGCUAACUCUUUGCCAUUUGGAAAUCCUUUUACCCCCAUCGUUCUUCACAGUGAUGGUCCAUUUAACUUGCCAUCUUGUUCAAGAAGUGAAGUUGGGAGGGCCAGUGUAUUAUCGCUGGAUGUAUCCAAUUGAGAGGGCACUAGGACAUUUUAAGUCCUUUGUACGAAAUAAGGCACAACCUGAAGGUUCUAUAAGUGAAGCUUAUUUAGCAGAGGAGACCCUAAAUUUAUAUUCACAAUAUGAAGAAGUUGAGUCAAGGAUGAAUAGAGGUCGACGUGUUGAUGAUCGUCCAAAUAGUACUGAAACGUCUCAAAUAUCCUCCAUCUAUCCUCAAUUAGGCAGAUCGAUGGGAAGUUCAUCAACUUUCACUCUUACUCCAUUAGAGAAAAUACAAGCACAUCGAUAUUUGCUACUAAAUUGUCCAGUAGUCACUCCAUAUGUUGAAGCACUCACAAAGAGGAGGACAAGGAGUCGAAGACCUUCAGCUAGAGAGAUAGAAAAGAUCGUCACUAAAGAAUUUGCAAAUUGGUUUCCUCAAAGGGUUAUGAAUCCCGACUUUAUAAAUUCAGUGCCAGAAGAAAUAAAGUUUUUAGCAAGGGGUUCGAUGCUACAGGCACGAAGAUAUACUACAUAUAAUAUCAAUGGGUUCAAGUUUAGAACUAUAGCUCGAGAAGCAAGUUUGAAAACUCAGAAUAGUGGAGUUUUUCUAACUUCAAACACAUCAUGUGUUGCAAGUAGUGCUGAUCCAAAUUUGAGUAGAGCAGAUUUGCCUUACUAUGAGAAGUUGAUGGACAUAAUAGAGCUCAACUAUUAUGGUUUUUUCAAAGUUAUCCUAUUUAAGUGUAAAUGGGCAGAUACCACACGUGACCGUGGAAUUAGAAAGGAUGCAUGGGAAUUUACUUCAGUGAACUUUUCUCAAUGUAUUCACACGGGUGAACGUGAAGAGCAUGACCCUUAUAUAGAAGCUUCACAAGCACGAUUGGUGUAUUAUGUAGAUGAUGAGGUAAAUCAAGGUUGGAGUGUUGUUGUGCACAUGACGCCAAGGGAUUUAUAUGAUAUGGGAGAAGAUAUAGAAGAUGUUAUAUGUGAGACCGAGCCAUACCAAGAGCAAGACUUAAGCAAUAUAUUUCCAAAUGAAGCUGACACAAUAGCAUUGGCUAGGGAGGAUGUAGAUGGUGAAUUCACUCAUAUAAGCCAUGUUGAAAAUCAACUUUAUGGAGAUGAAAUGUCCGAGUGA